AUGAAUUACAUGCCUUCUGUUCGCGCAGCUUCAGAAAAGAAGCUGGGACUCAUUCACUUCAGCUCUCCUCAAAACCAUGGCUGGCACGGUGACGUUCGUAAGAGAUUCACUGACUUCCUUGUCAACGAGAUCCAGAAGAAUGGCGAGGUCCUCCAUCUCUCAGAUUACAGCCUGGGCUCCAGACCCACGGACACUGAUGUCCAUAUUCCUGGACAAUUUCAUCAAAAGCCCCAAUAUAGCGUCGUUCCAACCCCAGCAAGCGAUGCUCCCGCUCCCGCAAGUGAUGCUUCGUCCCUUCAGGUCAGCGACGAGGACCUGAAUAUUCUUUGUGGCCUCUUGGAUGAGUCCACCACACAAGCACUGAAGGAGCUUUUUGAGCGAAUCGGUGCCUCUGGCACUAGCAGACUUGACCCCAGGGCCAACUCUGUCAAGUUCCCUCCCAUGGAGCGAUCGCAGAGAGGAAAAAUCCACCAAGAAAUCCGUCGCAUCUUCCAGUCACGCAUAGAAACGGAAACUGGCAGCGAUGGGAUAAUCACUGCGGUGCCUUCCAACCGCUUCACCAAGAACCCUCGUGCAGGUGGCCAGCGCCACCGCUCUACCCAGCCCUCGUUCAAGAAGAUGGGUGGCGAGUAUCUUCACUUCACUCUUUACAAGGAAAACAAAGACACCAUGGACGCCGUCAACCAGAUUGCCCGUAUGCUCAAAAUCAAGGCGAACAAUUUCGGUUUCGCCGGUACCAAGGACCGGCGUGCAGCCACGGUCCAGCGCAUCAGCGCCUUCCACGCCAAGCAUCAAACUCUGGAUUUCCUCAACGGUCAGAUUCCCGCCAUCAAGAUGGGUGACUACAAAUACAGCAAAUACCCCAUACAGCUUGGCGACCAUGGUGGCAAUGAGUUCAAGAUUACUGUCAAGAAUGUUUCUGUCAGCCGUGGUCAAGGGUGCUCGCUUAAGCGUCGGGUUCAAAUGACCACUCAGGCUGUCGAGUCGGCCGUCGCGGAGAUGGCCAAGUAUGGUUUCAUCAAUUACUUUGGCCUCCAGCGAUUCGGCACCCACUUUGUCGGAACGCAUGAGCUCGGCAAAAUGUUGUUGAUGGAAGACUACGAAGCCGUCAUCGACGGGAUUCUACACGUCGAUCCAGAUUACAUGAGCAAGGUCAUGUCUGGCUCUGUCGAAGAGACUCCGGCCAAUCGAGAUGAGAUCAACCGCGUUCGUGCCAUUAUUCAAUGGAAGACGGCCAGAAACGCAAAGGCUGCGCUUCAGUACAUGCCGAGACGUUUCGGCUCGGAGAUGAACGUCAUCAGCCACCUAGCUAAGAACCCGCGUGAUCCCCAGGGUGCGAUCCUCACCAUCACACGCGGCAUGCGGAACUUGUAUCUUCAUGCCUACCAAUCAUACGUCUGGAACCAUGCUGUCUCCCAUCGUUGGGCCAAGUACGGAUCCAAGGUCAUUCCUGGAGAUUUGGUUUUGGUAACUUCAGAGAAGGCUGCUGUCGACAAUGUCGAAGUCGCGGGUGAUACAACUGCAUCUGGUGAGCCAAUUUUCCAGAGAGCCCGGCACCUCACCUCGGCCGAGGUCCAGAGCGGCAAGUACACCGUCUUCGAUCUUGUGCUGCCCUGCCCUGGCUACGACGUCCUCUACCCGGACAAUGAUAUCGGCGAGUUCUAUGUCGAGUUCAUGUCAAGACCAGAGAAUGGUGGACUGAAUCCCCACCAAAUGCGCCGAGCAAAGAAGGAUUUCAGCCUUAGCGGGGCUUACCGCCAUAUUGUCGGCAAAUUCAUUGGAGAGCCAAAGUGGGAAGUCCGCACUUACACAGACGACAACGAGCAGAUGCGGCCGACCGAUGCCAAUCUCAUCGAGCAGCGAAAGGCUGAAUCAAAGGCCCAAGAGAUCGCCAAGGAUCCAGAGAAGCUGGCCACCGCGACCAGCUGGAAUACCUUCGCAGCAAAUCCUACCGCUCACGAUGACAAAAUUGACGCAGAGCGUCGUCGCCAGAUGAAGGAGAGCCCUGAGGUUGAGCCUCGCAUCAACGAGACUUGGGUGCAGCGAUCCGAGGAUGGUGGCCUCAAGAGAAUUAAGACCAAGCAUGAGGACACUCCUCUGGAGUCGCAGUCCAAGGAGACCACGGAACCUAUGGCUUCCAGCGGAGGCGCUCCCCUCUACGUGGAUGAUGUUGAGGGUGAGGACCUGCAGUCCAUAAGGCCUGUGGUGCCUACGAGGCAGCCGAGUGUCCCAGAAUCUGGCAAUGCUGGCUUCACAGCCAAAGCAAAAUCGCCUGGUCACGAGCUCCCCGCACCCUCAUUCAAUACCGAAGCGCCCACACCUGAGGCUUUAGCCAUUCAAAAUGCAGUCGCGAUGGAGGCACUCAACAAACACCUGCAGAAUCCUAUCUUGACGAUGCCCUCGACAAAGGCAACGGCGGAAGGCACCGAGACUACGCAAGCUGCGAGCCGCUCCAGCAGCAGUGGCACCGAGAAAGGUGCCGGCAUCCAGGAAGCUCCCCUGGAGAAGGAAACAACGCCGACCACAGCUUUGCCCAGAGCAGAGUGGUUCAGGAAGAGGAACGAUGAUCGUCUCAGCAAGGAGGCUGUCGAGUCCUUCACCCAGAAAGACCUGUCAGCAGCGGAAGAGGACACGGUCAAGAUUGCGGUCGUCCUGGAGUUCAGCCUGAACUCCAGCGCCUACGCCACAGUUGUCCUCCGGGAGCUCAUGGCCGAGGUGGAACCGGAGAAGGAGAAGGAGGUCAAGCCCCUCAGCCCGUCCUGA
This is a messenger RNA of Diaporthe citri, 2763 nucleotides long. RefSeq lists its product as uncharacterized. The coding region runs from base 1 to 2763 and encodes 920 amino acids. Gene Ontology annotation, biological process: pseudouridine synthesis. Gene Ontology annotation, molecular function: RNA binding; pseudouridine synthase activity. Lineage: Eukaryota; Fungi; Ascomycota; Sordariomycetes; Diaporthales; Diaporthaceae. Gene Ontology annotation, cellular component: nucleus. The record is from RefSeq and is a predicted model, not a curated record. The transcript has 4 exons.